AAGAUCUCGCAGCCAGCCCCAUUCAAAUCGUCAAUCCAAACCAAGCAAGCACAUCGCGCAAUAGCCAUUUUCGCAGCCAUAGCUCGCUUUCCGACCGCCACCAUCGAACUCAACAUGGAAGAUAGCUUUCGAGUUCGAGUCGACAAAGUCUUCGGCUCACUCACCUCCUCCAACUCCGCCGAUAACCUACCGGCGCCUACUUCAGCCUCCCUCCGCUCUCUCUGGUCCCUCACUGACGAGGAAAUCGAGCGGAGCAGAUGGAGGAAGGACGAGAGCAACGGCGAUGAUGAGGAAGACGAUGAUACAGAGUCGCUCUCGUUAUCGAGAGGAUUCCUUGCCCCGAAUCAAUCCAAAGCAGGUCUAUCCCGCUCGGAGACAAGCUUCCGGCGUCAGAUUGAAACAGACCUGGAUGACCUAGAUGACCAGGUUCAGGAUGAUGAUGACGAUGAGAAGAAGUCCUUUGAGCAAAGGCCCGACGAUUACAACGAAGAAGAAUGGGAAAUUAAGAACUCCAUUGGCCGUGACUGCACUCUCGAUUUUGAGGAAGAGGAAGACCAAUACGACAAGGUGGCCGUGGGCAGGGAAAAGUCUGAAGAUCGCGUGUAUCUGAAGGAUUUGAGCAAGAAUGAAUAUGAAAUUGAUACGGGCCCUUCUAGUUCAUUGGAAGAUGCCUUAGCUAGAGACCGCCGGGCCAAUCACAACGCUGCUAAACUCAGGUUGAAGGAGGAUGACGAAUCAGCAGCUCGAAAGAUCGACUCUUUGACCGUUUCAGACAAUGAAUCCCAACAACCCAACAACACUUACCUCCAGGACUGCAACCUCAAAUCCAUUCUAAAGAGGAAGGAUGAUCAGGCUGUUGAUGAUUCCAAGUUUUUACAGAAACGUGUUAGAUUCGACCCUGAAUGCAAUACUGGCGACAAGGAAACUGAGGAUACAGCCAUGGAAGCCGAUUUGGAAGAUCCCCUGGUCUACCGAAUGCCACAAAAUUAUCCUUCUGGAAUCCCGGACUACAUGAUAAACCCUACGAAAUACACCAAGUACACCUUUGAAUCGUCUGAUGUUGAUGAAGGAACCAACAGACUAGCGUACAUGGAUUUUCUGAAGCUAAUAAAGAAGUCGGAACCUGGACCAGAAGUAGAUGAAUCCAUUCGUGGCGAUCCUCCCAAGUCAGUUCCCUUUGUGCCCAGGAAGAAGGAGAACAAUGCGGAUGAUUGGAAGAGCAAGCAAGAGGAAGGUGGCGGCGGGAAGAAGGGUGUAAAUGUUGUGAUAGCAGCAGCUGAUGAUCUGGAAGGUGGUGAAGAAAGCUGUGCUAUGGAUGAGGACGAAGCAGAAGUGGGAGCUCAACAGCGAAAUGGUGGUUCAGGGUCAGGUAGGCCAGGUCGUAGGUAUAGAAUGAAGGGUAAGUUGGAAGUAGAUGAGUUGUCUUGAGAAUACCACCAGCGACCUACUGUAGACAUAUGGUUGUUGUGUAAUGCCAAGUGUUUUGAACUCCGUUCCAUGAUAUGUUGUAUUUUUCUUGCCAGUGUUGCACUUUCUUUUUACUUGCCUGCUUCAAACGAUAACAAUGGAAAGAAGAGUUUGUGAAACGUAUUGUAGUAAAAUAUCACAUGCCCU
Messenger RNA from Linum tenue, 1614 nucleotides. NCBI's taxonomy places the organism in Eukaryota, Viridiplantae, Streptophyta, Magnoliopsida, Malpighiales, Linaceae. The record is from the annotation of a GenBank genome assembly.